UCGACAGCUCGUGUGCGCGCGUGUUAUGUGGGCGGUACACUUUGAUCGUUGUUUGUUUAAGUUUCACUUACAACUGUAGAUUCGCUAGCUGGAAAAGUAGCGUCAGUACUGAAACCGUGGCGUUUUGAACUUUGUUGUCGGUUGACUUCGUCUACGGAAGGUGCAGUGCUUGUUAGCUGCAUGAGGGCUUCCGAGAACCCGCCCUUCGCUGCAGCCACUUCAUCUCUCGAGAGGAAGUUGCAGACGCUUGUCCUUCACGGCUGGUGGUGCCCAGACAACAGCGAUGAGCAAGGGGGCAAAGCCUUGGCUACUCCAAGGUCCAACGUCCAGACCCUCCGUGAGCUGUUCAGUGACAAGGAUGCCAGGUGCAUGCCGCAUGUUGCCAGUCUCAAGAAGCGAGAAGGCCCAACUGAGGUGCGGAUACCUCGUCCCAGCCUCACACCAAAGCCAUCUAACAACCGCAAGUUGUCUCUUGGCUCUGCCAAGGAGUCAUCUGCUGAGCCCUCCAGCCCUGCUGGCCAGAGUAGCUUGUCAGGAAGCCUGCCUCGGGUGGGUGGGGUGUCCACCAGGAGAGCCUCCUUUGAGCAUGGCAGAGUGGCCAUAGUGCAGCAAACGGAGCUGCUGCCUCCGUCACCAGAGGUUGUUACAGCAAAAGUCUCAUCCAGUAGAUUGAGCUGUGAGGACUUCCCCUUGCCCCAGGCAUUGCAUAUGGUUGCGGGGGACAGGAGCCCUGCCUCUGAGAAGCUGUGCUGUGAUGCUUCAUCUCUGUCUGAAGAAGAGGACUAUGUGACACCCAUUUCCUUAUCAUCGAAGCCGCUAGAAGCUGGUUGCCAAGGGAGUGUUGUACCAUCACGACUGAGGAGUGAGGAAGCGCAGCCGCGCCCCCCAAAGUCUCCUGAGGGUUCUUCACCCAAGGUGAAACCCAAGCUUCCUGAGCCACCACUGUAUGUGCCACCACAGCUGGUGCGCCAUCCUGUGGCACCUGGGUGGCAGCGGCGUGAGCUGCCUGUGGCAGCUACUGCCUGUCCUCCAAAGCCAGCCAGGCCCUCUGGAAUGUGCCUGCUGACCUACUCUAGUCUACACAAUGUUGCACCCAUUGCAGCCCAGCCAGACAGACCUUCAUUGGCCAACCGAAGCACUUUCCCUGUGCCCCCAUCGCGAGCCCCACCACCCCGUCCCUUGGUGCCCAAACCACCACGGCUACUGCCAUCACUGCCCACUACACCAGCGGACGAUACAUGCUCAGAGCCCAGGCAGCCAACAUCUCCCAUCCCUGAAUACACGGAGGAUGAAGAGUUGGGCAACAUGGCAGCUGAUGAGGAGCUGUAUGCAGACACUGAAAUGGAUGAGACACCACCCUCACUGCCACCAGCACGCACUCCUUCUGCACCACCUCGACCACCAGACGAUGAGCUCUACCAAGAUACCUUGGAAGAGCUCUAUGAAGAGAUGCCAACAGACGAGACUGCAUCUGCCUUGCCACCUCCGAUAAAGGUGCUGGACAACCUGCCCAGGCAAGACAAGCGUGACAGUGUGUGCAAGGCAUUUGGGCUUCCUAGUGGCUGGGAGCAGCUGCUGCCUCUGGAUGUUGGUCGUGCACGGGCUAGCAGCAGUGGCAGCACAAAAAACCUUGACCUACCAUUGCACCAUGGCGAGCCUGUGUAUGUUCUUCGAUUUGAGAACAAUCCCCCGGGCAAGUGGCUUGUGCGGAACCAUAAGGGAGAAGUGGGCUAUGCUGACCUGACGAACAUAGAGGUAGAUGCUGAAUCCAUCAAAUUUAUUAUGACAUCGCACAGAAGCCCAUGCGCAAGCUUGAGGAAGCAACAAGCAAGUGCUGUGCAGAGUGAAGAUGAAGAAGCCAUCUAUGAAGAGACCUUUUAGGCCAUGGACCCCACAUCAGCAACUGUCUCACAGAAAGAUAGAUAUUGGCUCGGUAUGUGCCUUGUGUCAAAAUAUCAAAGUAUUUUACCUA
This is a messenger RNA of Dermacentor andersoni, 1972 nucleotides long. RefSeq lists its product as uncharacterized. NCBI's taxonomy places the organism in Eukaryota, Metazoa, Arthropoda, Arachnida, Ixodida, Ixodidae. Gene Ontology annotation, molecular function: protein binding. The record is from RefSeq and is a predicted model, not a curated record.